UCAGAAGUUUACAUACGCGAAGAUGACUGUGUCUUUAAACAGCUUGGAAAAUUCCAGAAAAUUAUGUCAUGGCUUUAGAAGCUUCUGAUAGGCUAAUUGACAUCAUUUGAGUCAAUUGGAGGUGUACCUGUGGAUGUAUUUCAAGGCCUACUUUCAAACUCAGUGCCUCUUUGCUUGACAUCAUGGGGAAAUUAAAGGAAAUCAGCCAAGAACUCAGAAAAAAAUUGCAGACCUCCCACAAGACUGGUUCACCCUUGGGAGCAAUUUCCAAAUGCCUGAAGGUAAGCCGUUUAUCUGUACAAACAAUAGUAUGCAAGUAUAAACACCAUGGGACCACACAGCCGUCAUACCGCUCAGGAGGGGAGGCGCAUUAUGUCUCCUAGAGAUAAACGUACUUUGGUGUGAAAAGUGCGAAUCAAUCCCAGAACAGCAAAGGACCUGGUGAAGAUGCUGGAGGAAACAGGUGCAAAGGUAUCUAUAUCCACAGUGAAACGAGUCCUAAAUUUACAUAACCUGAAGGGCCGCUCAGCAAGGAAGAAGCCAAUGCUCCAAAACCACCAUAAAAAAAGCCAGACUACAGUUUGCAACUGCACAAUGGGACAAAUAUUGUGUUUGGAGGAAAAAGGGGGAGACUUGCAAGCCGAAGAACACCAUCCCAAACGUGAAGCACAGGUGUGCAGCAUCAUGUUGUGGGGGUGCUUUGCUGCAGGAGGGACUGACUGGUGCACUUCACAAAAUAGAUGGCAUCAUGUGGAGGGAAAAUUCUGUGGGAAGCUUGUGGAAGGCUACCCGAAACGUUUGACCCAAGUUAAACAAUUUAGAGGCAAUGCUCCCAAAUACUAAUUGAGUGUAUUUAAACUUCUGACCCACUGGGAAUGUGAUGAAAGAAAUAAAAGCUGAAAUAAAUCACUCUCUCUACUAUUAUUCUGACAUUUCACAUUCUUAAAAUUAAGUGGUGAUGCUAACUGACCUACGACAGGGAAUUUUUACUAGGAAUUAAUGUCAGAAAUUGUGAAAAACUGAGUUGAAAUGUAUUUGACUAAGGUGUAUGUAAACUUCCGACUUCAAGUGUAUCAAGUAAUUCACCCACAAAACUGACUGAGUGUGGACUAAACAGGUGUGACCUGGAAAAACGUCCAGGACAGAGUGAGAUGUAGGACAUUCAUCAACUGCCUAUGAGUUUAAGUCAAGUAAAUUUCAUUAAAUCCUCAGAGGUACACCAAGAUAGCCAGAAGCAUCUCAUAGGCGAGAAUGAAAUGAAAGGGCACUUGGGGCGUAUUACAUACCAACUGCUAUUUCUCUCAACCAUGUCAUUGUCUGUAGCCUACAGUAUAAUUGUGGGUGUGUUGGGGGGAAAAGCAAUUCUGUUCAAACCAAAUGGUCGACUAAAUGUGUUAUAUUUUAUUAUGUUCUAUUCUACAAUGCAUUCAGUAGAAGACAAGUCUCAUAAUUUUGGGGGAAGAUUUGAUGAUCUGACUGAUAACAACCAGCAUCAUGGUCCUCGUGGAAAACAGACUAUUCAUUUGUGAGGAUGAUAUUCCAAGAUUAAACCUGGCAUAUAAAGUCACUCACUACAUUCUUCAAAAUGUCGAAAUUGGAAUUGAUCUUCAUCCAACUAGAUCUCACGGUUUCACCAAGUUAACUUUUAUCGAUUCUGACGUUUAUCCACGUUUCUUCAAACGUCAAAUUCUAUUUCGAUGUCAAUUUUGAGUCAUCUGGCUGCUUCAUGCGCAUUGUGAUGUCAACUCUUAACCUUCACAGACAGAGCCCGUCGAAGAAGGCGUGGUUUGGUGACGCAUUGCGACUGGAGCAGAAUCGGUGUGCCGGGGAGGCGUGUGUCCCUCUCCCAUCCAAAGAGCCUGGAAGCAAACGAGCCGCAAAAGCGACUGGAUUUAACGCAACAGCAUUGACGCUCCAACAGAAUGCCGCUAAAGAAUGCAUUCUAGCUGGAAAUGCAAGGGGGCACCAAACAGGCGCAGUAUUUUAUUGAAAAUCUCUAUUAUGCUUAUAAUAAUCUGAAAUAUGGCUGAAGUGAAGUCGAGGUGAGUUGCUCUGUUGCUCAGACAACUUGCUCUCGGGAGCUGCGCACUCAUCUCCAUCCCGUUUUAUCGGAUGAAAAUAAACGGAUAGAUAGCCUACACUCGUUUUUGUUCUUCUAUUAUUCGAUAAUCACUCAAUUGUGGAAUCAUGUCGAUGGGACAGGACGAAAGCUCAGUCCGGGUGGCUUUGAGGAUCCGUCCUCAACUGGCACGGGAGAAGAUUGAGGGAUGUCACAUCUGUACGUUUGUGACCCCUGGGGAGCCCCAGGUGAUGCUGGGUAAAGACAAGGCGUUUACAUACGACUAUGUGUUCGACAUGGACUCCUGUCAGGACAGCAUCUAUGCUGACUGCACUGAGAAACUGAUCGAGGGCUGCUUCGAAGGAUACAACGCCACCAUCUUUGCCUACGGCCAGACGGGGUCAGGUAAGACGUACACCAUGGGUACAGGGUUUGAUGUGAACAUCGGGGAGGAGGAGCUGGGCAUUAUUCCCCGGGCAGUAACCCACCUCUUCAGGGGCAUCGAGCAGCGGCAGCAGGCUGCUAAAGAGCAGGGACGUCCCAUGCCUGAGUUCAAGAUCAACGCACAGUUCCUGGAGCUUUACAAUGAGGAGGUGCUGGAUCUGUUUGACUCUACGAGGGACCUGGAGGCUCGGACGCAGAAAUCCCACAUUAAGAUCCACGAGGACGCUAAUGGAGGAAUCUACACAGUGGGGGUGACCACACGGACUGUAGCCUCCGAGGCAGAGAUGAUGCAGUGUCUGAAGCUGGGUGCUCUAUGUCGUACCACGGCCAGCACCCAGAUGAAUGUCCAGAGCUCCCGUUCUCAUGCCAUCUUCACCAUUCACCUGUGCCAAGUCAGAGUCUGUGCAUCCGACAAUGACAACAACGAGACGGACAACAAGGUUGCUAACAGCAACUCAGAGAUGGAAGAGUAUGAGACACUGACGGCUAAGUUUCACUUUGUGGACCUAGCCGGGUCAGAGAGACUGAAGAGAACAGGGGCGACCGGAGACCGAGCUAAGGAGGGAAUCUCCAUCAACUGUGGACUGCUUGCUCUUGGAAAUGUAAUCAGUGCUUUGGGAGACCGAAGCAAGCGAUCCACACAUGUGCCUUACAGAGACUCCAAACUCACCCGGCUUCUACAGGAUUCCUUGGGUGGAAAUAGCCAAACGAUGAUGAUAGCGUGCAUCAGCCCGUCUGACCGGGACUUUAUGGAGACCCUGAAUGCACUGAAGUAUGCCAACAGAGCCAGGAACAUUAAGAACAAGGUGAUGGUGAACCAGGACAAGGCCUCCCAGCAGAUCUCUGCUCUCAGGACAGAGAUCGCCAGGCUACAGAUGGAACUCAUGGAGUACAGGACGGGUAAGCGUAUGGUGGGUGAGGACGGUAUGGAGAGCAUCAACGACAUGUUCCAUGAGAACAGCAUGCUGCAGACAGAGAACAGCAACUUGAGGAUCAGGGUCAAGGCCAUGCAGGAGACCAUUGACGCACAGAGGGCCAGACUCACACAGUACCUCAGUGACCAGGCCAACCAGGUCCUGGCCAGGGCAGGUGAGGGGAAUGAAGAGAUUGGGAACAUGAUCCAGAGCUACAUCAAAGAGAUUGAGGAUCUCAGAGCCAAACUCCUGGAGAGUGAGUCUGUGAAUGAGAACCUUCGUAAGAACCUGUCCCGUGCCUCUUCACGGCAGUCCUUUUACCCCGGAACCUUCUCCUCUGCCCUACUGGCCCCUGAGAAGGAGGCUUCCGACAUCAUUGAGAUGGCAAAGAAAGACCUGGAAAAACUCAAGAAGAAGGAGAGGAAGAAGAAGAAGAGUGUUGUCAAGGAGGAAGUCCCUGACAACGACCAACACAAUGGGACAGAAAAAGAGCUGACUGAGCGGUCCAAUGAGGAGCCUGAGACGGAGGGGCAGGAGGGGAGUGACCACGAGGAAGAGGACGAUGAGGAAGAGGAGGAGAUGGAUGUGGAGGAGAGCUCUGAUGAUUCAGACUCGGAAUCAGAUGAGAAAGAGAACUUCCAGGCGGACCUGGCCAACAUUACAUGUGAAAUUGCCAUCAAGCAGAAGCUGAUCGACGAGCUGGAGAACAGCCAGAGGCGUCUGCACACGCUCAAGCAGCAGUACGAACAGAAACUGAUGAUGCUGCAGAGCAAGAUCAGAGACACACAGCUGGAGAGGGACAAGGUGCUGCAGAACAUGGGCUCGGUGGAGACGUGCAACGACGAUAAGGCUAAGAAGAUCAAGCAGGGGUAUGAGAAGAAGCUAAGUCUCAUGAAUAAGGAGCUACAGAAGCUACAGUCAGCCCAGAAGGAACACACACGCCUCCUCAAGAACCAAUCAAAGUACGAGACACAGCUCAAGAAGCUCCAACUGGACGUCACGGAGAUGAAGAAGACAAAGGUUCGUCUGAUGAAGCAGAUGAAGGAGCAGCAGGAGAAGAACAGAAGGACAGAUUCCAGGAGGAGCAGAGAGAUCGCCAGCCUUAGGAAGGACCAACGCAAACAGGAGCACCAGCUGAAGCUACUGGAGGCCCAGAAGAGACAACAGGAGCUCAUACUGCGUAGGAAGACUGAGGAGGUAACUGCACUGAGGAGGCAGGCCAGACCUAUGUCUGGUAAGGUGACCAGCAGGAAGGUGAGUUUACCAGAGGCCCUCCAGGACUCCUCCCACCGACCCCCCUCAGGACGCUUGCAAUCCUCUGGAUCCACCGCACCUAACGGAACCAGGUCCUACUACAGACGGUCAACGGGCAUAUAUUCUACCAGAGUGGCCAAAGUGAAGUGGCAGUCUCUGGAGCGCCGUAUCUCUGAUGUCAUCAUGCAGAGGAUGACCAUAUCCAACAUGGAGGCCGAUAUGAACCGCCUGCUCAAGCAACGUGAGGAGCUGACCAAGAGGAGGGAGAAGGUGACCAGAAAGAGGGACAGGCUGGCGGGGGAGGGGUCUGAGGAAGAGAAGGUGGUGUUUCCCCUCAACGAGGAAGUGGACACCCUGAUGGCCAACAUCGAUUACAUCAACGACAGCAUCGCAGACUGCCAGGCCAACAUUAUGCAGAUGGAGGAGGCCAAGGAGGAGGUUGACACGGUGGAUGUUUCCGCAGUGAUCAGCUCCUGCACCCUAACAGAAGCCCGUUUCCUGAUGGGCCACUUUAUUUCUAUGGCCAUCAACAAGGGUCUGCAGGCAGCACAGAAGGAGUCCCAGGUGAAGGUGAUGGAGGGCAGGCUGAAGCAGACAGAGAUCACCAGCGCCACUCAGAACCAGCUGCUGUUCCACAUGCUGAAAGAGAAGGCAGAGUUUAACCCCGAACUAGAUGCCCUGCUGGGGAAUGCUCUACAAGAGCUUGGUAACAUGCCAGUGGAGAAUGGGGAUGACAGCAGCAGUGACGAAUUCACCCAGAGUCCUGCAACAGACGGACACUCACUGACAUCAGAUCUAAUGAAACUCUGUGGAGAGGCCAAAACAAGGAGCAAGGCUCGUAGGAGAACCACCACUCAGAUGGAGCUGCUCUACGCCAAAAGUGACUCCGUCCCUGACACGCCUUCUGGCGAUUUCUCCUCCCCCUGUCUCCCAUUGGUUGAAACUCCAGAAGAGGGCAGAGAUCCCGAGACCCCCAUUGGCUCGUCAGUCAGGGACAGGGACUAUAUGGCUCAUUCUCCCGGCUUGUCCUCUAAGAUGGGCAGCAUACCUGCCUCCUCCUCAGGGGCGGAAAAAAGAGUUCCAGAGCCCUCGCCGCUCUCUCGCAGGAAGACCUAUGACAAGACACAAUUGGCGGCUAAGGUCAAGGAGAUCAAACAAGGGGUGAUCAACCCAGUGCCUUCCUCAAAGGGCAGUCGGUCAGCAACACUGCAGUGUGUCCACGUGGCUGAGGGUCACACUAAAGCCGUGCUGUGUGUUGACUCUACCGAUGACCUCCUCUUCACCGGCUCCAAAGACCGUACGUGUAAGGUGUGGAACCUAGUGACAGGUCAGGAGAUCAUGUCACUGACAGGUCACCCCAACAAUGUGGUGUCAGUUCGCUACAGCUCCAGCCUGGUCUUCACCGUCUCCACCUCCUACAUCAAGGUCUGGGACAUCCGAGACUCAGCCAAGUGCAUCCGCACCCUCACGUCUUCUGGUCAGGUGACCCCGGGCGACGCCUGUGCGUCUAGCACCAACCGGACUGUCACCAUCCCGGCAGGAGAGAACCAGAUCAACCAGAUCGCACUCAACCCCAGUGGCUCUGUCCUGUACGCCGCUGCCGGCAACUCUGUCAGAGUCUGGGACCUAAGAAGAUUUGUAUCCACAGGGAAGCUGACUGGUCACCUGGGUCCAGUCAUGUGUCUGACUGUGGACCAGAGUGGGAACGGUCAGGAUCUGGUCAUCAGCGGAUCCAAGGACCAUUACAUCAAGCUGUUUGACGUGACAGAGGGGGCCCUGGGUGCUAUCAGCCCCACACACAACUUUGAGCCUCCCCACUACGAUGGCAUCGAGUCCUUGGUGGUGCAGGGCGACGUCCUCUUCAGCGGCUCCAGGGACAACGGCAUUAAGAAGUGGGACCUAGACCGCAAAGACUUACUGCAGCAAGUGCCCAACGCCCAUCGUGACUGGGUGUGUGCCCUGGGUGUGGUGCCUGGCUCUCCGGCCCUGCUGAGCGGCUGUAGAGGAGGGGUGCUCAAGCUGUGGCACGCAGACACACUGGGGGCCCUUGGGGAACUCAAGGGCCACGAGAGCCCCAUCAACGGCAUCUCCACCAAUAGCAGCCACCUCUUCACAGCGUCUGAUGAUCGAACAGUGAAGAUCUGGCGUGCGGGCGGACUCGACAGCACCUUAGACACGACGGCGGACACAGCUGAUGAGGUGGCCAGUAACUGAACAUGGCCGGGACCUCCCACCGUGACCCUAAACCUGGGAUGCUGCUGACUAGCACUUUGACCUCUGACCCUUAGCCUUGGAAACCACCCACAGCCCCCCACAUACUAUAACCAAGACAACAGUCCCCAAGAAUGAAAUCUUAUCUCAGCAAAAGUAGCUGUAGUCGUUUCCCAGAGUGAGAUACUGUAGAUUUAUCCCUAGAAAAAUGUCUCCCUAGCUAAAUGUAUCUAGUCUAACCUGUGUGGCCGUAGCACUGGCCUGUGCAGAAUAAACCCUAUUUUUGCUUCAUAGACAUCCUUCCGUCUCCGCUCGUAUCAAGUAUUGAGUGAGCCCACGCAAACACACACACACACACACACACAUAAACACAAAUAGAGGCAGAUCUUGAGUGUUUUUCUGUGCUGGGGGAGGAAAUUAGAUGAAAGGAAGGUAAAGACCGGGCUUUGUUGCAGGCCUUCAAGACCCGGACCUGGUUCUCGGACCAGACCCGGACCAGCAAAGGAAGAGAAGCCUUUCUUCUGCAUUGUAAGCAGAACCACUGUCCUCAACCCUGCUGUCCCUUACGCGAUAUCAACGUGGCUUUACGUGAACUGACACCCCCUUAAGUCGCUCGGUUUUGAUGUUCUUUUGCUUUGAAUUCAGCACCCGCUUUCCAUGGGUGACCAAAUCAUGAAACUUCUCUUGUACUUUACCUGUGAACUGGAUACUGUACAUUAACUAACACUACUCUUGUAGCCACUAGCAAAACACCUUCAGUCAGUCACCUCUCUGCUUCCUUAGUCUUUAUACUUAGUCCUUCCUUACUCUCUAUGUGCAAAUACAAUGUCUCUUUGAGGAUACACUGACUCUUCACUCGUCCACUACUCGUCAUUUAGCAAUUGUAUGAUUUUCCACUUGAUGCUAUUCCCUCUAAUAAGUUAAUAACUAACCUAAUGGCCUUGCUGCUAAGUUGUUUGCUCACCUAUGACCCAUAGAGGGCUUCUGUUCUGGACUCCAGGUGAGAUACACUUGGUAACAGUAGUUACAUACUUAAUAUAAUAGUCUGAAGUGUGAGGAAGAGAGGAGCCUUUUAUCUGUGCCUGUACUGUAAAGCUCUCCCAAUCCUGGUCUGGGAAGACCCCUAUGUACGGUGGUUUAUCGUGUUUGUGUCAGUUUUGCUGUACAUUUCAACUGGCCUAUUUGUGAUUGGUGUGAGCUGAACUAACUGUCAAAUGAUGUAUUGGAUCCACUGUCUGCUGGGACUAUUGAAUGUUAAAGUAGUAGGAGCAGCAGCCAACACAAUAUGUGUAUACGUAAACAGUAUUAUACAAAGAAAUAAACUGAAGGUUUGUUUUGUUGAUCACCAAAUUGCGCUCCCGAAUGGGUAACAAAUGACCAGAAUUGGGAGACUGUGUUCUAACAGCACUCAUCUCUUUUGAACAGAACCCCUCUCCCUGGCCCCGAGUCAGCCUGUUAUGUUUCCUGGGGAUGCAUCCAAAAUGGCACCCUAUUACAUAGUGCACUACAUUUGACCAGGACCCAUGGAUGCUGUUCAGAAGUUGUGCACUAUAAAGGGAACAGGGUGCCAUUUUCAGAUGCAGCCCUGCUCUGAUUUUAUUGAAUUGUUCUCUUGAAAGAAGCUGUAUGUAUUCAAACCAGUCCUGGGUUCCCCUCUGGAGUUUUGCUGUAGAUGUCAUUCCCUAAAAUGGCUGACUCUGUACUGUAGCAGAUCUAAUGUCAGAUGCCUGGCAAAAUAAAUGUCAUCUGUCAAAAACCA
Molecule: messenger RNA, 8641 nt
Organism: Oncorhynchus masou masou (cherry salmon)
Lineage: Eukaryota; Metazoa; Chordata; Actinopteri; Salmoniformes; Salmonidae
Product: kinesin-like protein KIF21A
Biological process (GO): spindle elongation; microtubule-based movement; mitotic spindle organization
Cellular component (GO): microtubule associated complex
Molecular function (GO): microtubule binding; microtubule motor activity; ATP binding
Source: RefSeq, a predicted model, not a curated record